Molecule: messenger RNA, 4259 nt
Organism: Polyodon spathula (Mississippi paddlefish)
Lineage: Eukaryota; Metazoa; Chordata; Actinopteri; Acipenseriformes; Polyodontidae
Gene: qng1
Product: chromosome 2 C9orf64 homolog
Exons: 6
Coding region: 21-1103 (360 amino acids)
Source: RefSeq, a predicted model, not a curated record
ACAUUGAAUUUUGGGAAACCAUGUCUAAAAGCCAUUGGAACAAGGGCUUCAGAGGAAGGAAAAUGGAAGCACCUUUGUCUCCAAGAGAAUCUGGGAAAUGUGUAGCAGAGAACAGCAAAGAUGUAUUCAUUGAAGAGGAAGGAGUUAAGAAGAUAGCAGAGACGCUGUAUGCUAAAAGAGGCUGUGAAGGGUUCACUGCGCAAGGCUGGAAACAAAUGAACCCACUGGCUCCGAUAUGCAUGAAUGACGAAGCAGUUAACUGGGUGUUUGUGGUGGACACUCUUAAUUUCUCCUUCUGGCCCGAUAAAGAUGAUGAGCAGUGUUUGGUGACAUACAAGGAUAAAACUUACAGUGGGUAUAUGUCACUUUGUGCUGCUAUCAGCAGGGCAAUGGAUGAAGGUAUUCCAAUCACAGAGGCAUCUUAUUUUGCAAACAUGACCUUGGAUGAUUUGAAGCAUGUGUUGCGUUCAGACAACAACGUGCCAAUGCCCAUGAUUAAAGAAAGGCAUCAAGCCCUUACCGAGGCUGGAAAAGUGCUGUUGGAACACGAUGGCUCUUUCCUUAAGUUUAUUAGAAAGGGGGGUAACAGCGCUGAAAAAAUGAUCAAGCUCAUUGUGGAGACAAUACCAUCUUACAGAGACGAAGCUACUUUCGAGCCUGUUAACAUUGCAUAUUGGCAGGAGGAACGCAAUACUUGGAUAGCACAGAUCCUUGUGGCAGAUUUUUGGGGCAUAUUGGAAGCAAGAGGAGAGGCCAGCAUUCCUGACAUUGGCUACCUGACCAUGUUCGCUGACUACCGGGUCCCACAGGCUCUCGUCUACAUGGGGGCGCUGAGAUACUCCAGUGAGCUAAUGAAGACUCUCAAGGAAGGGGUGAUUUUGGCAUCUGGCGAUCGACGGGAAGUGGAAAUCCGGGGCUGUUCCAUUUGGUGUGUUGAGAGGAUCAAGCAGCAGUUGUGGGAUAUUGCUGAACAAAGAGAAGGGUGCAAACUGGAACAUGUCAACUCAGCUGUUAUUGAUUUCUACCUGUGGUACUUUGCCAAGGAGCAUCAUGCGGAAAUGGCACACAUUCCAAUCCACCACACUCGCUGCAUUUAUUACUAGUCCAAACACAAUUACAUUUUAUUUUUAAAUGUCUGUUUUGAUGAAUUUAUAAUAGUAAUAAUAAUAAUAAUAAUAAUAAUAAUAAUAAUAAGUACACCAAUGUUAUCUCUCUGUUACUGUAAAGCUAUCAUGCCAAAAACCAUUUUUACUUUGUAUAUUGCAACAGGCCACCAACAUUUCUGAAGCAAAAUAGGUUUUAUGGGUGUGAUUCACCAAAUAUUUUUGGCAUUACAGUAUGAUAAUUCAUGGUAGGGCUGUGCUCUGUUGCACUUUGUGUCAUUUUACCUCAGGAGUGUCUUUGGAACCACUGGUGGCCACUGGUUGCAAAUCCUGUCAGUCAUUGGGGGAAUUAGAUAGUUGGUUUAUAGCAGGUAAAGAAGAUGUUAAAGGGACGGUCAAUUUCCCUGUAUAGGGGAAAUGACACACAAAGUGCAAGACUACCUGAAAGUUAGGUAAACAAACAACUUCCCUUAACUGAGUAUGGUAGAGGAUGUGUUGGUGAUUAAGUGAAGCGAACAAACUCAGCAAAUAGGAAUGCAAACAACGUGCCAUUUUAUGCAACUAGUAUUUUAUAUCAUCUGUCAGGUAUGGCCAGGGGGAGGGAUUGGUGUUGAUGUCUUGUUGGAGAAAAUUGAAUAGGUUUGAUCGAUUGUUUUUGUUUUUUAAAUCAAAAUUUUAUUUAAUGAAUUGAAUCUUAAUAUUAUUUGUUAAACCAACCAUAUUCGAUUGUCAAAAUAGAUUUUUCUUGAAUACCAUUGGUUAGAGCCUAUUUUAAAAUAUAAACUAAAAACUUACAAAUACACUACAGUUUAAAAAAUGCAUAAAUAAAAUACCUUCAUCAUUUUACCAACAGAAUAAAGCAAAAGGCGUAUUACAGAUAAUGCCAUUUUGUUCAGUAGAACCGCCCGCCCAAUGGGUUUGCUAUUACAGGAACAUACAAAUAAUUACCAGUUUCACGACUCGGCGGCGCUGUGCUAUUCUUGUGUGACAUUGUCAUUGCUGUAAUGUUCUGGGUCUCACUUGUUGGCUGAGUUAGUGGCUGCGUUCACGAUACUUUUUUGACGGAUAGAUUGCAGACGGGAGUCUGCGUCUGAUGGCACGGUCUGUGCAGCCGGAGCUUGGACACGAUUUGGAGGUUUGCCGCAAAGCAGAGAACAAACAUGGAAGCCGAUUGAGUUGAACAUUCUAACAUACUCUCCUUAGACUUUCCACUUUUAGAAAAUCAUAAUUUUACAUUUCUGCUUUUAUUACAUAACAUUUUAUAAAAUGGUAUCGGGUGUUUCUAUUUCUCCAAAGGCUGUUUAAUGACUAUUUAUAUCUGUGGUUUUCGACCCUGUUCCCUCUUGUUUGAAGCCGUGGUUGCUCCAGCGCAGUACCUGUCAGGAGAUACGAGAUCUGCGCAGAAACCACGCUCUGGAGAUGCGUGCCCUGAUGACGUCUUUUCCGGAUGAGUUUGCACAGAUGGCAAAGUUGAACCGGUUUUGCGCAAAAUCUGCGCAGCAUUAGGAAAAUAUGUGUACGUGAACGCAGCCAGUAACUUUAAGUGGUUGCCAGGUAAUGGUGAAAAACAAUAAAGAGAAUCGAAGCAGAAAGGGUAGUAAUGGCAUAUCAGAGACGUAAUCUCCUUCACCAACAAAAAUAGCGUCGCCUGUUUCUGCUGACAUAAGGAUUUGGUGGGUCAUCGUUUUGAAAAAAAAAAAAAAAGAUUACUGUAUAUUUGGUAAACAUCUGUCCACAACAUGUUUUACAAAUCAUCCUGCAAACUGAAGGGAACACGGAUGCUGGUAAGACAGACAGUUUUGUAAAUGUAAAAAAAAAAAAAAACAGAUGACCGCUUAAUAAACGGUUAGGCAAAUACAUACAAUGUAUAAAUCAGAUGGAUGUAUGUAUGCACAAUGUUUGUGUAGUAAGAACAUUGAAACAAAUAAUUUAACAGUCCAUCGAUAUAAAAGAUUACGAAAAGUUAAAAUAAGCUAUAUAGUGAUUGUCGUGGGGGUCCAGUAACAUGCAAUCACUCGCUCAUGAGCAAAAUAUUUGACAGCUUGCAGCAUGCAAUUUCUAUUAAUAGAAUUAGGACACGGUUUUCCAUUUAGUUAAAUAAAUUGCAAUACAAUAUUUAAAAGUAUUUUGAUGCAACAGGGCCCUGAUGUCUGUCACUGUAAAAUGUGACGAAUCCAAAAGAGAAACUACGUUAAUUAAAUAAAAUUUAAUUUAAAAAGGAUAUCAUUUUACCAUUUUAAUAAUCUGCCUUUAAGUACCAGGUCUGAUACAUAUUUGUUCUACCUGUACUACGGUACAUAACAUGCAGUAUGUUUUACUUUUAUAACAUUUAGAAUACCACAUAUUAUGCAGAACAUUAUCAGAGUUAUCUUUGAUGUCACACAAUCAUCAUGGAAGAGAUUCCUGCCAAGGUCGCUGUGCGAAUAAGGCCUCUGCUUCCAAAGGAGAUCCUCCACAAUCAGCAGGUUUGUCACAGUGUUUGAUUACGGGCAGACUGGAUCAAGAAAGACACACACCAUCGGCGGAGGUCAUGUUGUUGAGUGCUGAAAUCAUGAUCACCUUUGUGGAGCAGGUCUACAUUGAGAUGUCUUUAGAUGUAGCAAGUAUUAACAAUCACAGUCCAGGAUGUGUGUCAGGAUCCAUUUGCAUGCAGAAAAGUAUUGCUGCUGUAUAUGGUUGGAACAUGCUGCACCAGACCAAAAAUAGUUGUAACGGACCACAUAAAGGCAUUCGUGUAUUUUUUUUAAUUUAUACCUUAUAACCUAUUAAAUUACCUAUAAAUUACUGAGAUUUUACUUUUUUUUAAUUUUUUUUGAGACUUCAUUAGCUUUAUGGCUGGAUAUAUACGACAUUCCACAGCAUACACAAUUCUAAAACCAGAAAAUGAAACACAAAAUAAAAAUGUGAGGAACUGUUCUUAGCAUGGCAAUAACCCCUUAUAUACCUCAAUGGUGUGUUUGUUACUACUAUCUUGCUCUGCAGCAACGGGGCCUCCUUAAUGCAAGAAUAUGUAGCACUUUAAAAAUACAUUAUACAAGAACUUCCUGAUGCUGAUUUUUUAAAUUAUUUUUAUUUUUUUGCAUUGUUGUAUUACAUGCAUGAAACAUUUUAAAUGGAAGGAAACCAUAUGCUGUACAGUCUGAUGUAAUUGCAGUA